CGCCACCAAUCAGCGUGGGCCACGGUCCAUAUUUUCCUAUAGACAGCUAGUUUAGGAAAGCUUGCGAUAAUAGCGGUAAAGGUUGUGGCAUCUGUAAGUAGGCUGAUACAAAUAUGAGAUCAGUUUUAGGUGUGCUGGUGUGCUCCUGGGCGGUCCUGUCGGUUCAUGCCCUGUACUCUCCCAGCGACGAUGUGAUUGAGCUCACUGCCUCCAACUUCAAUCGGGAGGUUGUGCAGAGUGACAGCCUGUGGCUGGUGGAGUUCUAUGCCCCCUGGUGUGGCCACUGUCGGAACCUGGUACCUGACUGGAAGAAGGCCGCCACGGCACUUAAGGGCAUCGUGAAGGUUGGAGCUGUGGACGCAGACCAGCACAAGUCUCUAGGGGGGCAGUUCAGCGUGCGCGGCUUCCCCACAAUCAAGAUAUUUGGGGCCAAUAAGAACAAGCCAACGGACUACCAAGGUGGCAGGACUAGCCAGGCUAUAGUAGACGAGGCUCUUAAGGCCCUGCACUCCCUGGUCAAGGACCGCCUCGGGGGCCGAACAGGAGGCUCCGACUCCAGCAGACAGGGUGGCGGGAGCGGUGGGGGCAGCAAGAAGGACGUAGUGGAGCUGACGGACGACAACUUUGACCGCACCGUGCUGGAGAGCGAUGCCGUGUGGAUGGUGGAGUUCUUCGCCCCCUGGUGUGGCCACUGCAAGAACCUGGAGCCAGAGUGGGCCGCCGCCGCCAGUGACGUCAAAGACCAUACCAAGGGCCGAGUCCGCCUGGGAGCGGUGGACGCCACUGUGCACCAGAUGCUGAACAGCCGUUACGGGGUCCGUGGAUUCCCCACCAUUAAGAUCUUCAGGAAAGGGGAGGAGCCGGAGGACUACCAGGGAGGCCGCACCCGCUCUGACCUCGUGGCUCGCGCCCUGGACCUCUUCUCCGACAACACCCCCCCUCCAGAGAUCCUGGAGAUUCUCAAUGAGGGCGUCCUGAAGAAGUCCUGUGAGGACAGCCAGCUGUGCGUCAUCGCCGUGCUGCCCCACAUUCUGGACACAGGUGCUGCGGGUCGUAACGGCUACCUGGAGGUGAUGAUGAAGAUGGCCGACAAGUACAAGAAGAAGACGUGGGGCUGGUUGUGGGCAGAGGCUGGCACUCAGAUGGACCUGGAGUCGGCUCUUGGCAUCGGGGGUUUCGGGUACCCCGCCAUGGCGGCUAUAAACGCCCGCAAGAUGAAGUUCGCCCUUCUCAGGGGCUCCUUUAGCGAGACCGGCAUCCACGAGUUCCUCAGGGACCUGUCCAUGGGCCGCGGCUCCACGUCUCCCGUGGGCGCUGGCGUCCUGCCCAAGAUCAACGCAGUGGAAGCCUGGGAUGGCAAAGAUGGAGAGUUGCCUGUAGAGGAUGACAUUGACCUGAGCGACAUCGAUCUGGACGAAAUGGACAAGGAUGAGUUAUGAGUCCUUACAUAAGGCCUGGGCAAGAUGAGAGCUAGGCUGACCAGAUGUGUGUGUGUGUGUGUGUGUGUGUGUGUGUGUGUGUGUGUGUGUGUGUGUGUGUGUGUGUGUGUG
Molecule: messenger RNA, 1550 nt
Organism: Clupea harengus (Atlantic herring)
Lineage: Eukaryota; Metazoa; Chordata; Actinopteri; Clupeiformes; Clupeidae
Gene: pdia6
Product: protein disulfide isomerase family A, member 6
Biological process (GO): response to endoplasmic reticulum stress
Cellular component (GO): endoplasmic reticulum lumen
Molecular function (GO): protein disulfide isomerase activity; protein-disulfide reductase activity
Source: RefSeq, a predicted model, not a curated record